AUCAUAUCAGAAUAGAAAUAAUACAAAAAUAGAAACAAAUACAAACAGCAAUAAAACAAAAAAAAGAAUAAAAUAUCUUCCCAUGAUGUGUAUUAAAGCAUGAGCUCUAUUUUAUUGUCAUUGCCACAACGUUAUAAGCGCCAAUUACAAGCAAUGACUCUUGCCGUGAUCAUCAUCUACACCACUUUGGUGUUUUACCAAAGUUCAUAUGGAUAUCCCAAUAUCGAGAUUUCGCAAAAUCCCUCACAAAAAUACCACCAUAAAGUGGGUGAAGUACAAACACAUCAUAUGAAAUUAUUACAAUACGAAACAUCUACCACAAAUACACCCACCUCAACUACACAAUUAUCAUCAUCAUCAUCAGCAGCAGCAUCAUCUUCUUUGUCUGCCGCCGCAGCUCAGUCAUCAUCAUCUUCCUCCACCCAGGAUUUAAUAGCAAAUCCUGUACACACCACCAUUAAUCAGCCCACCACUGUAAUUAUACGCAAGGACAUUCAUAGUUUUAAUUUCUCCGACAUCGAGUUGCCCAUUGAGAGGCCCACCGCUUCAGCUCAUUAUUUGCGCAACAAACAUUUAUUACGUGAUCUCUCACAGCGAUCGGUGACGGGUACUCCCAAGCCACCCACCACCGAAUUGGAUGAUAUUUUCAUAAGUGUCAAGACAACGAAGAGUUAUCAUGACAGUCGUUUGGCUUUGAUAGUCAAGACAUGGUUUCAACUGGCCAAAGAUCAGACUUGGUUCUUUACGGAUACUGAUGACCCAUAUUAUCAACAAAAGACAAAUGGUCACUUAAUCAAUACCAAAUGUUCUCAGGGACAUUUCCGCAAAGCUUUGUGCUGUAAAAUGUCAGCGGAACUAGAUGUUUUUCUGGAAAGUGGUAAAAAAUGGUUCUGUCAUUUUGACGAUGACAAUUAUGUAAAUAUACCCCGCCUGGUAAAACUUUUAGAUGAAUACAGUCCCUCGGUUGAUUGGUAUUUGGGUAAACCCAGCAUUUCCUCACCCUUGGAAAUACAUUUGGAUAGUAAAAAUACUUCGUUAAAUAAAAAGAUUACAUUUUGGUUUGCAACAGGUGGUGCUGGCUUCUGUUUAAGUCGAGCCCUGACAUUAAAAAUGUUGCCCAUAGCAGGUGGUGGCAAAUUUAUAAGUAUUGGAGAUAAAAUAAGAUUUCCUGAUGAUGUUACCAUGGGUUUCAUUAUAGAACAUCUACUAAAAGUGCCCCUCACUGUUGUCGACAAUUUCCACUCACACUUGGAGCCCAUGGAGUUUAUACGGCCAGACUCUUAUCAAAAUCAAGUGUCCUUCAGCUAUGCUCUCAUGAAAAAUCAAUGGAAUGUGGUUAAGGUUGAUGGUUUCGAUACGAAAACUGAUCCCCGGCGAUUUUAUUCGUUACACUGUAAACUAUUUCCUUAUUUUAGUUAUUGUCCUCAUAGAUGAUUAUUUGAUUAAGCAGACAAAGUGAAACAAUUUUUUUUAUUAUUUUU
Messenger RNA from Calliphora vicina (urban bluebottle blowfly), 1481 nucleotides. It is a transcript of the gene fng, whose product is annotated as Fringe glycosyltransferase. The transcript has 7 exons. The record is from RefSeq and is a predicted model, not a curated record. Gene Ontology annotation, molecular function: O-fucosylpeptide 3-beta-N-acetylglucosaminyltransferase activity. Gene Ontology annotation, cellular component: membrane. Gene Ontology annotation, biological process: regulation of Notch signaling pathway. Lineage: Eukaryota; Metazoa; Arthropoda; Insecta; Diptera; Calliphoridae. Bases 100 to 1434 code for a protein of 444 amino acids.